Molecule: messenger RNA, 3712 nt
Organism: Carassius auratus (goldfish)
Lineage: Eukaryota; Metazoa; Chordata; Actinopteri; Cypriniformes; Cyprinidae
Product: collagen alpha-3(VI) chain-like
Exons: 8
Coding region: 350-3712 (1120 amino acids)
Source: RefSeq, a predicted model, not a curated record
UUCCUUCUUCUCUGUGCAGAGGAAAGUAGGAGGGGUGGAUAAAAUUGGAUGGCUUUUCUCCAGGAUUCUCUGAGUUGUGUGUUCUGUCACAGGCUGGAGUGAGUGGCACUGCUCCUCUGGAGAGCACACAGUCAGCUCAACGGACGAGAGUCUCACAAUUGAGCUCCAGCAAACGAGCUAAUCAGCAUCAUUUCUGCCUGUCCCAUCCAGAACAGUUCACAGAAAGGAUAUACCAGGAAGAUAAUGACAUAAGAGUUGUCUUUUUGCAGUAAUUUGAAAUUCCAUAGAACGUCUGUGGAAUACAGAACUCUGAAUUCUGUAUUCCAGAGCUGUCCAGCUUUUGUGGACAAUGGGGAAGAGCCGGUUGUUACUGUAUGCACUCUGGGGUGUCAUGGUUUUUGGCCUGUUCCAAAAACUUGAAGCCCAGGAUGCCCCUGAGCCAGCAGACCUUGUACUCUUAAUUGACGGAUCAGAGAGCGUUGGAGCUGCCAACUUCCCCCUCAUCAGUGAUUUGGCUGUCCGAGUGAUUGAGGGGCUUGCCGUGGGCAGGGAUGCAAUCCGUGUAGCCCUUAUGCUUUAUGGUGCCGACCCUGACAUUAAGUUCUAUCUCAAUAGCUUUGACAACAAAGAAAGUGUCCUCAGUGCUAUCCGGGGGCUUGAGUACCCUGGCGGUUAUGAGGCAAAUCUUGGGGCCGCUUUGGAGGAGGUGGCAGACAGUCUAUUGGGCCAAGAUGCAGGAGGCAGGGCUGAGGAAGGGGUACCCCAGGUUCUGGUGGUCAUCAGUGCCAGGGAGUCCACUGAUGAUGUCAGUGAGGGCGGGAGGGCCCUAAAGCAGGCCAGUGUGUACACCUUUGGCAUUGCUGUGGGUGAUUCUGCUACUGCCCAGCUGGAAGCUAUUGCUACAGAUAAAAGCUUUGUUCUGUCUGCUCCUGAUGUCAGAACAGUGGCAAGCGAGGGUGACCAGAUACUGCAAUACAUUAAUGGGGUUGCCCAGCGUUCCAUUGUGGUUGAAAAUGAGUUCCCAGAAGCUUUGGCUGUUGGGAAGAGAGAUAUUGUUUUCCUCAUUGACAGUAGCAUGGGUUCCAUCCUUAUCAAUGCAGUGAGAGAAUUCAUCAAAAGGUUUAUUGACACCAUGCCGAUUGGUUCUGAUCAGGUGCAGGUCGGAGUGGCCAUGUUUUCCACAACCCCAAGAAUGGAAAUCAACCUCAACUCUUUCAGUACAAAGGAAUCACUAACUUCUGCCCUUGCAAAAAUAAAACCCAGACCUUCGAAUGAAGUCAACAUUGGUGCUGCCUUGGAUUUUGUGAGGACCAACAUGCUCACAGCUGAGAGUGGGAGCCGCAUUAAAGAUCAAGUGCCACAGCUUGUGUUGCUCCUAACCAGUAAAAAAUCCAAAGACAGUGUCCAACAACCAGCUGAUGCCCUUCGUAACAUGGGUGUUCUGACUUUGGCUGCAGGCUCCAAGGCUGCCGAUAAGGACGAGCUCGGGCAAAUAGCUUUUGAUGAGAGUGUGGUUUUCAUGCUGAAGGACUUUAGGGCAAUGGUGCGCAACCCCAAAGUAAUUAUCUCCCCUCUCUCUACAUUGUCUGGUAUUGUUGUAACAGAGGAUCCAACUGAAGGCACAGUGGAUGUUACUACAGUCCACACCCAAAGAGUUGUCCGAGACAUUGUCUUCUUGGUGGAUGGAUCUAACUAUAUUGGAAAUAACCUGCAACCUGUGCUGAAUUUCAUUACCGAAGUGGUGAAAAGGCUAGACGUUCGACCUGAGCGAGUGCGUAUUGGACUAAUGCAGUUUGCUGAAACGCAGAAAACAGAGUUUUAUCUGAACACUUACAACACCAAACAGGAUGUGCUCUCUGCCAUCGCUCGGCUGAGUUUGAUGGGAGGACGUGCAUUAAACACUGGUGCAGCCCUACAGUAUGCCCUAGAAAACCACUUUCAGCCCUCCGUUGGGUCUCGUAAGAGAGAGAGGAUCCAGCAGGUACUGGUUUUAAUAACAGGAGGACCAUCUGAAGAUGAGGUCAAGAGGAUUGCAGACAAAGUAGCUUUAGGAGGUGUUUUGACAUUUGCUGUUGGAGCUGGCCAAGUGGAGGAACGUUUCCUGAAAACUGUCGCUUUUGUUGAAAAUUUGGCAUACUACAGAAGAAAUUUUGUUGACUUGUCAAGUGUUGUUGGUGAAAUUAUGACACCACUUGUCACUGUUGAAGGGGAAACUACAGAACCAGAUCUUGAACCACCAAGUCCCUCUGGAGGAGAAAGGGAUGUUGCAUUCUUAAUUGAUGGCUCUGAUGAUGUGAGAAGUGAUUUUCCCUAUAUCCGUGACUUCAUUUCCAAAGUUAUUGAGCCUCUGGAUAUAGGCUUUAACAAAGUACGAGUUUCUGUGGUCCAGCAUAGUGAGAGACCCAGUCCUAACUUCUACCUGAACACUUAUCAAUCCAAAGAUGAGGUGCUGAGAGCUGUAAGUGGACUCAGUCUAGCAGGUGGAAGAAGUUUAAAUACUGGAGUUGCCUUGACUUUCAUGAAAAACACUAUCUUGUCACCAGCAAAUGGUGGUCGAGCCGGUGAAAAUGUUCCUCAAUUUCUGAUAGUUUUGACUGGGGGGAGAUCAAGAGACAGUGUCAAAGAACCUGCAGUUGCCCUAAAGACUGAGGGAGUUGUUCCUUUUGGUGUUGGAGUGAAAAAUGCAGAUCCUAAACAGAUUGAGGCCAUCUCUCACAAUCCAUCAUUUGCUUUCAAUGUAAAGGAAUUCAGCCAGCUCCACACUGUUCAUGAAAGGCUCAAGAACUAUGUAAACCUUCCAAAUCCAGAACUGAAGGAUUUUCUAGAGAAAGGAAUUAACAAACGGGAUAUAGUUUUUCUCCUUGAUGGCUCGGAUGACGCCAAAAAUGGACUUCUUGCCAUCCGUGAGUUCAUUCGGAGAAUGGCAGAGGACCUUGACAUUGACCAGGACAUUGUUCGAGUUGCUGUAAUACAGUACAGCGAAGAUGCUUUGACUCAUUUCCUACUUAAUACUUACAGUAGUAAGAAAGCUGUAAUUUAUGCCAUUAAUGGCUUAAGAGCGAAAGGUGGAAGAAAUCUAAAUACUGGGGCAGCACUACAAUAUGUCAGGGACAAUGUUUUCACUGCUGCUUCUGGAAGUAGACAUCAGCUAGGAGUACCUCAGCUGUUGAUUGUUAUGACUGCUAGAGGGUCCAUUGACGAUGUGGCAGGUCCAGCUGAAGAUCUUAAAAAUAUUGGAGUUCUGUCCUUUGCCAUUGGAAUAAAGAAUGCUGUAGAGGCAGAGCUCCAAAGCAUAGCAUUUUCACCUAGAUUUCAUUUUAAUCUUCCAGCCUUUGCUGAACUUUUAAAUAUACAGCCUGAUAUCCUCUCUUUUAUCAAAUCCAAAAUGGGAAUAGAACCCCCUACUAUCAUUGUUGAAUUGGAUGCAGCUCAAAGAGACAUUGUCUUUAUUCUGGAUGGGUCUGAUGACACCAGGGAUACAUUUAAACAAAUGUGUCAGUUUGUUCAAAGAGUGGUGGACAAACUCAAUAUUGGGCCAAGCAAAGACAGAGUGUCUGUAGUUCAAUACAGCAGAGAGCCACAGGUGCAUUUUUACCUCAACACACAUGCCACAAAUCAAGACAUUCUCAAUUCAAUUGAGAGUCUGAAACACCAGGGAGGAAGUCCCCUCAACACAGGAAGAGCCCUUGAUUAUACCAAAAGAACAUAUUAA